CGUACCUGUAAAUCAAAUAUGGCAGCGCCCACCGGUGAAAUUCACGUGAAGCUUGAAUUCAGUGGUGGAGCAGAGUUAUUAUUUGACAAGAUAAAGCAUCAUGAUGCUGUUUUGAACUGCAGUGACAACAAGUGGACCAUCAAGACAUUGCUGGUUUGGAUCAAAGAUAACCUUCUUAAAGAGAGACCAGAGUUAUUCAUCCAAGGAGACACAGUGAGACCUGGUAUACUGGUCCUUGUAAAUGAUGCUGAUUGGGAAUUAGUGGGUGAGUUGGAGUACGAGAUACAAAAUAACGACAAGAUUAUCUUCAUAUCAACCCUUCAUGGUGGAUGAGCUGCCUUUGACAGUUUCACUAGGG
This is a messenger RNA of Lytechinus variegatus (green sea urchin), 358 nucleotides long. Its product is annotated as ubiquitin-related modifier 1-like. Gene Ontology annotation, cellular component: cytoplasm; nucleus. The coding region runs from base 19 to 333 and encodes 104 amino acids. The record is from RefSeq and is a predicted model, not a curated record. Gene Ontology annotation, molecular function: protein tag activity. Gene Ontology annotation, biological process: tRNA thio-modification; protein urmylation. NCBI's taxonomy places the organism in Eukaryota, Metazoa, Echinodermata, Echinoidea, Temnopleuroida, Toxopneustidae. The transcript is spliced from 5 exons.